Molecule: messenger RNA, 1497 nt
Organism: Momordica charantia (bitter melon)
Lineage: Eukaryota; Viridiplantae; Streptophyta; Magnoliopsida; Cucurbitales; Cucurbitaceae
Source: RefSeq, a predicted model, not a curated record
AUGGCUGAAACAAUCACUAUGGCAUCGCCCUCAUAUUCAAUUCUAAGAACAAAUCUCGAAGAAACACAGUGGGUUCUGCAAAUCAGCGAGCUUCUUCAACGAAAUGAUUUUCAUACAGCUUUUGAAAGUCCAAUUUCUAUCUUUCAAGUGCCAGAUUCUAUACGAAACGACAGCCCAGAAGCCUUCACUCCUCGUCGUGUGGCUUUGGGGCCUUAUCACCAUUUUCGAUCAGAGCUGCUCAACUUGGAGCUCUACAAGCUCAGUAGAGCAAAGAAGGUGAAAGAUCAGAUCGAAUUGGCUGAGUUUCACAAACUUGUCAGUGAUAAACUCAAGCCAUUGGAGCUUAAAAUCCGAGCAUGUUUCGACAAAUAUUUGGAAGUGGGAUGCGAGGCUUUGGCUUGGAUAAUGCUCAUUGAUGGCUUGUUCUUGAUUCACUCGCUUCGUAUCUUUGCUGAAGUGGAAGUAGAGUGUUCUCUUCAGCGCCAUGAGCUUCCUUUACCUGAGCUCGACUCUGAACACCAACAGAUGUACCUCAAUCCCAAAGCAAAUUCAAUGGCUCGAAAUGAGAUCGUGAGUGACACUCUAAUGUUGGAGAAUCAAAUCCCAUUUUGUGUUCUCAAAGAAAUUUUAGCAGGAACUCACAUCAUCAAUGAUCUGCCAGUCUUAUUAUACAAAUUCUGUGUCUUGGUUUCACCAUUUGCCUUACGUUCAUAUUCGCAUAUGGUCCUAGUUAACUCCAUCAGUUUUCUUGAUGAUCGCCUUCCUCAAACAUUCCAACAAUCUCAUCAUUUGUUGCAUUUUUUGUACCUCUUGAUUUUGAAUCAGUGGGAAACGGACGGUGAAGGUGAAGAGAUUUAUGGUCGUCCUGCCUCCCCAAAUCUUCUUGGUCUUUGUUUGAAUAUAUUAGCAUCAAUUAUGCAGACGAACGCAAUUGAAUUACUACUGCAAUUCAGUGAGUUAAUCCAAUAUUUGUUUGAAAUAUUCAAGGUAUUGGUUCGACCAUCUUCACUUGAGGAUAGCUUUCCUACGAUCCCCUCAGCCUCAAAACUGAAGAAAGUUGGAGUGAAAUUUCAGCCAAAAUAUAGCCUCCAAGCCUUUACGUUUUACAAGCCAGAGGCCACUCUCUGGUUGCCAGCCAUCACGUUGGAUUCUACGUCCCAUGUAAUAUUGAGAAAUCUAGUAGCAUUUGAAGUCAUUACCAAGUUGAACCCGCCAAGGUUUUCCCAAUAUGCAGCCGUUAUGAAUGGACUCAUGGCAACUACAAAGGAUGUCAAGAUUCUAAAGGAAGCUCGCAUCAUCGUUAAUAAUCUAGAGAGUGAUGAAGAAGUGGUGGAGCUCUUUAAUGGGUUUAUGAAGUUUGCUUCAAAGGGUGAACCAUCAAAGAUUGGAUCGUCUAGUCCUGACCCAGUUAAUUACAUGGUAAAUAUGGUUGAAAGGAUCAUUGAAGAAGUAAACAAAUAUUAUGAGAGCACAUGGAGAAUUAAGAUUAUUAUUUAG